AUGACCCUCCUUGAGGGCGGUGACUGUGUUACAGGACUAUAUAAGGCCAGACCAUCUGCGCUCAAACUGAACUUCAGACAGAAGUCAAGGCUAGGAGAGAUAGAGGUAUAUGGGCUUUGGAUCUUCAGGACUGCUGGAAUUUUCCCAAUUAGUGUAAUAGUAUUGUGUACAGAAGGCUCCCAAUCACUUUCAGAAGCUUAUAAAGUUUGUCUGGAAAUUUUCUUCUGUUCCAUUUUACUCUCCUGUGAACACGUUUUCUGUUUUCAUUGCAUGCAAACAUGGCUGCUAGAACACAGGGAUCUGAAAUUGACCUGCCCCAUGUGUCGAGGGGUAGCAGAGAGCCCCCCUUUGGAGGAAUGGCAAAUCGGAGCACUAUCCCUUCUGGUCAGACAGCACAGUGGCCUACUGGUGAAAAGUCUGCACAUGAGCAAAGAAUUGCUGAGGUUCCAGGAGGUUAUGACUCUGGAUGCAAGCACUGCCAACCCCUUCCUUGUCCUCUCUGAUGACCUAAGGAAUGUUGGGUGUGGGAAGAUCUGCCACAACCCAGUGGAAGACCCCAGAUUCACCUACCUGACCUGUGUCCUGGGCACCCCAUUCUUCUCCUCUGGCUGCCAUUACUGGGAGGUUGAGGUGGGGGAGGGGAAGGAGUGGACUCUAGGGAUCUGUAAGGAGUCAGUCAACAGAAAGAGGAAAGGUGGUUUCUCCGUUGAGCAUGGCUUCUGGUUUAUCAGCAUGAAGGCAGGAACAAUCUGCAUCAACUCCAUCCCGGAAACCAGAAUUCCUGCAAGCCCUGAACUUAGCCAUGUAGGGAUAUUUUUAGAUGUUGAGAUGGAAGAAAUCAAGUUUUUUGAUGUUAGAGAUAACAUCCUCAUCUAUACACACAGUCAUCUCUCAUGUUUGGAGCCUUUGCGUCUGUUCUUCUGUCCUGAGUUGCCUAGAGAAGGUGACAGGAGUGCUUCCCUGAAAAUCUGCUCGUGAGAAACUCAGCACUUCCUAGAAGCUUUCUCAGAGGUGAAUGAAAAGGUCAGAAUGACCUAGAGAGAGAAAAUGUGCUACACUAGAAAGAUUUUUAAAAAUAGAUUUUGUAGAUUUGGCAACUAACCAAUUUUUAGGCUAUAUUUUGUAGACUUUGUAGCUAAAGAACUGUGGGGUUUUAGGGGAUGUUAUUAAGUGCUCUAAGCCUCAGUUUUCCUAGUCUUCAAGUGGGGAUAAUUAUAUUUCUCAGCCAAAUAGUUGUGAUGAUCAGAGACAGUGCUGUGCAUUUAUUUUGUACUAAAUACAA
This is a messenger RNA of Mirounga angustirostris (Northern elephant seal), 1282 nucleotides long. RefSeq names its product ret finger protein like 4B (gene RFPL4B). Gene Ontology annotation, molecular function: zinc ion binding; ubiquitin protein ligase activity; cullin family protein binding. The record is from RefSeq and is a predicted model, not a curated record. Lineage: Eukaryota; Metazoa; Chordata; Mammalia; Carnivora; Phocidae. Gene Ontology annotation, biological process: innate immune response; anaphase-promoting complex-dependent catabolic process; regulation of gene expression. Gene Ontology annotation, cellular component: cytoplasm; anaphase-promoting complex.